UGUGAAUUUCGCCGAGUCCGCGACGCGCGUUUGCGAGUUUGAAGAGUUUUGUUUGCGAAAAUUACGGAAAUUGCGCAUUUUCUGGUGGAAAUUUGUGACCUUCAAUAGAUCUUCCUGCACAGCAAGACAUGGGCCGCAAGCGGGACAGCGACGGAUCCGGUUCCGAUUCCGACUCGAGCCGCGAAAGUCGCAGCCGCAGCGGAACACCGGCGGUCGCCCCCACCCCGGGCUACUCGCUCGAGCACCACGACUCGAGGUCCAACUCGCCGGCGGCAAACCGCAGCGGUUCGGGAACGCCGCAAAACCGUAGCCGCUCGGGAACGCCACAGAAUCGAAGCCGGUCCAAUUCGGCCGGGUCCGGAUCGGCGGCCGGCUCGCAGCAGAAUUCACCGGCGCGUUCGGGGGGUGGUUCUCCCUCGGGCAAGUCUCGCUCGCAGUCGCCGGCGGGUUCACAGCGCUCGCGUUCGGGUUCGAAUGCUUCCCGGCAGUCGGCGGCGAGCGGGGCCGGGUCACAGCGAAGCGGGAGGUCGCAAUCGCAGGCGUCUGAGGGGAGUGGCAAGUCGCGGUCUCGGAGUGGAACUCCCGCGGCACGUUCGCGCAGUGGAACGCCGGAGAAUCGAGAGAGGUCGAAAAGUGGCAGUCCGGCGCCGUCUGCCAAGAGUGGAUCGCGGUCAAAGUCCGGGUCGCCGGCGAAGUCACCGGGGAGUCAUCGUUCGCGGUCUCGGUCGAGGAAGUCGGGAUCGAGGACGCCGCAGUCGCAGGCUUCCGGGUCGAGGUCACGAUCGGGGAGCAAAACGCCGGUACGGAGUCGGUCCGGUUCGGCGGAGUCGCAGCCGGAGAAGCGUAAGAGGGCGGUUAUUUCGAGCGAUUCCGGGUCGGAUGGGGAGAAGGUGACGCAGAAGAAGAAGAACAAGCUGAUUGAUUCGGACUCGGAUUCGGAUGCGGGAGGGAAGGCGGCCAAGGAGAGUGUCACGGCGGACGCGCUGUUUGGAGAUGCGGACGAUAUCAGCUCGGAUGAGGGCUCGGGGAGGGAACGGGACGAGUUGGACGAUUUGGAGGAUGAGCAGAAGGAUAAGGAAGGGGGAAGCGAUCGGGAGCGGUCGCGCAGUCGGAGCAGAUCACGGAGCAGGUCCAGGUCGCGGUCGAGGAGUCGGGGAAGUGAUCGACGCUCGUCGGAUGAUGAACGUGGUGAAGGGUUAGCGCGUUUUGAAGAGCCGAAGGAGCCCGAACCUGAGCCGGAGCCGAUUCCGGAGACCAGAAUCGACGUGGAAAUCCCCCGUAUCGUUACGGAUUUGGGCAGAGAUCUGCACUUUGUCAAACUGCCCAAUUUCUUGUCCGUUGAGACGCGACCGUUUGACGCGGAUACGUACGAGGACGAAAUCGACGAAGAGGAAACGCUCGACGAGGAAGGUCGUCAGCGCGUGAAGCUGAAGGUGGGCAACACGAUCCGCUGGAGGAACAACAUCGACGACGAGGGGAACGGCGUCCGUGAGACGAACGCCCGGCUCGUCCGAUGGUCCGACGGAAGCAUGAGUCUUCAUCUAGGGUCUGAAAUCUUCGACGUGUACAAACAACCCCUGCAAGGCGACCACAACCAUCUGUUCAUCCGCCAGGGCACGGGUCUCCAGGGACAGUCCGUGUUCCGCACCAAGCUCACCUUCCGACCGCACUCGACGGAAUCGUUCACGCACAAGAAGAUGACCAUGUCGUUGGCCGAUCGGUCCACCAAAACGUCCGGCAUCAAAAUUCUCACCCAGGUCGGCUUCGAUCCGGACACGAACCGUAAACAGAACAUCAAAAAGGAAGAGGAAAAGCUCCGGAUGGCGAUGCGUGCCAAACCGACCGCGUCGAAGCCCAGCCGGAAGCGGGGCGAGGGCGGCGCCAAUGCCAACAGUUCGUACCACCACGACGAGGGCUCGGAUGACGAAGGGGGCAUCUCGAUCGCGGCCAUCAAGAACAAAUAUAAGGACGAUCGGUCGAAGCCGAAGCAGGGCGCCGCCAUCUACUCGUCGGAUGAGGACGGUUCCGAUGUGGAUCUGGGCCGGAAGAAGAACAAGGACAAGAAGCGAGUGCUCAAGGCGUUGGGCGAUUCGGAUGAUAGCGAGGAGGGCUCGGAACACAGUGGAAGUGGUUCGGAGGGGUCCGGGUCGGAAGGGGGCUCGGGAUCGGGUUCGGAGGGAGGGUCCGGAAGUGAGCGCAGUGCCAAGGGGGCCAAGUCCGGUGGGGAGGGAGCGGGAAGUGGUAGCGAUGAGUAGGUGUGAAAGUGAACACUUGACCUGUAUUAUCUCUGAACGAAAUAAAUUAAUAUUCAAAUUGAAGCAGA
Culex pipiens pallens (northern house mosquito) is the source of this 2323-nucleotide messenger RNA. It is a transcript of the gene Atu, whose product is annotated as another transcription unit protein. The transcript is spliced from 2 exons. Gene Ontology annotation, cellular component: Cdc73/Paf1 complex; nucleus. Gene Ontology annotation, molecular function: RNA polymerase II C-terminal domain phosphoserine binding. NCBI's taxonomy places the organism in Eukaryota, Metazoa, Arthropoda, Insecta, Diptera, Culicidae. Gene Ontology annotation, biological process: positive regulation of transcription elongation by RNA polymerase II; transcription elongation by RNA polymerase II. Bases 129 to 2255 code for a protein of 708 amino acids. The record is from RefSeq and is a predicted model, not a curated record.